AUGCGAGACGGGUCUAAACCAAAGCCUAGUGGCUCCGCGACUGCCCAGGGUUUUGAUGAUGAAGGAACUUCAGCACCAGAGGAGACCAACGACGAAGAGUUGGCGUCAUUGAAGAAUAUCCUGCGGUUUCCUGAGGAGGUGGCCCUCAGGCUGACAGACACGGAGUAUCAGCUUUUCUAUCAGGUGCCUCCAAUCGACUACCUUCGCCAAGUGACCCUGGAUCUUGGUGGAGAAGGUGUACUUGGCGCCGUGAAUGAACGUCAUAUGAUCAGACGGACACCACCAUCACAUAGUGCAUCCAAGAGUUCUGUCAGAGCCCUCAUCAGGAGAUUUAACGCGGUGUCCGGGUGGGUCACAGAGCUGGUGCUAUCCCAUUCAUCGCUGGAGGACAGGAAAGCGGCCCUCGCUUGCGUCCUCCGAGUUGCCCUGACCUGUUGGAACAUCGGAAACUUUAACGGAGCCAUGGAGAUCGUCGCGGGGUUGAAUAGAUCGGCAAACGAGCAGACGGAUUACCUGAUGGUAAGCAAUCGGCGCCGCUCAUGGACACCCGCAACACCAAAGGAGUUCGAGUGCGUUGCCGGCCUUUUGGGGGUAGGGGUUGCGGAUAUAAGGAUCGGAAAGGGAUUGGAGAAGGGGUGGUACGGAGUUCGCCGUAAGCGUAGCUCGCCGUCCGACCAGAACCAGACCCGAGCGUACGGCGCGAAUCGUUCCGCGCGCGCCUCAAAAAAACAGGAAACCACCACAGACGGCGCACCCUAUAAGGCUGAAAUGUUCAGCCAGGGUUGCGGGGUAAGCGCAAUGAGUCACCGCGGCCUCGGUCCAGAGCAGGAGAAGGAGCGGGGGGUUUUUAGUCAGUCGGCAAACGAGCAGACGGAUUACCUGAUGGCCGAGGCCGCGGGGACUCAUUAUGCUUCUCCAACAACACCGGCUGAACAUCAGCCGUAUAGUGCCCCGUCUGUGGUGGUCUAUUGGGUCUUUGAGGCGUGCGCGGAACGCUACGCGCCGUCACACAAGCUAAAAUCAUUCUGGUUCAGUAUAUCCGAUGAGUCGCUCCCAGCUCUGGACUUCUUAUCAGCAGCUCUACUCUCGGCCGAGUAUGAAAGGGCGCUGGGCAGAGCACUCGCCAUGCCUGAAUGUCGAUUAAUACCUUUUUUCGGAGCCUUUUUAAGGGAACUCAGAGAAAUCCUCGCAGCAUCACCGUCUCUGACUGGGAGUCACUCAGUAGGAGGGACCCCGACACACAGGAGAGAGUUCAAACGAGAUUCUAUGAAAGAUGACAGAGGGUCGUUGAAAAGAGACACGAGAAGAGAGAGUGGGAAACGAAUGGACCAAAGCACAACAACAAGUCCUCUGAGGGACAGUUGCAAAAGAGACUCCAGAUUAACAGACUCAAAUAAACAAGUGUACAUAGCCUCAUUCGACGAGGAAGGGGAACAGACUCCAGGUUGGCGUCGUGUAGGACCUGAAGGUCUGGUCAAUUUGGAGAAGGUCUACCGCACUCAGGCAGUGAUGGACCACAUAGCCAGCUUUCACCAGCAUCACUACGCGUUAGCAAGGAGCAACGCGCCCAUUUUUGGGGAUUUUCUGAGAGCAGCAAUGUUAACGUGUGAGGAGCCCGUCUUCUCUCAUUCCACCUCGAAAACGAACGGGGACUUUGAGAACGAAGCCCUUUACGAGCUCGAAGGCACGGGGUACUGUCCCGUACAACCAUUACCCCACGACCAUGGAGUCACAAUGUUUCCAUUGGCACCACAAAACGGAGAACGAAUGGACAGACAUAUUUUACAGAUAAUGCAUCACGGGACGGCGUGCGUGGUGACUGAAGCGGAGUGGGGAGGCACCCUCGCUCAGCUGAGACUAGAACGCGCUUGCGCACUGCUCGCCUGGUGCAGAACGGCGCAUCAACCAAACGCUUUACAUGGAGAAACCCCGUCUGAAAACAUGACACAGCCUGAAGUGAGCCUAUCAUACAAUCCUGAAGAAGUUAUCCCUCUGAAAUACACAGCGAAUUUAGCUCAUGAAAAUGAAGCUGGAGUUGUGGGCGAAGAGGGAUUUAUUGAUCUCCAGUGCGUAAAAGAUAUGAGACUCGGUGGCAAACUUCUGGAACCUCGAGAUGUGGCUGAACUGACCGCGUGUGCUAGAAGACAUGGCUUGGAAACCUGUUCACAUGGUCCUCACAUCAUCUCUCUGGUCUACGGGAGAACUUUGAGCGACAAUAGAACUGUUCAUUUUGUUCUUCCGGCGUAUUCUUAUAGAGUAUGGGCUGUAGGCCUCCACUCUGUGAUCAGAGCGCUUAUGAGCCAAGCAAAAUUAGCUGACAGAAGCUUAGCAUGGCUGAAGAAUAAAUAUACCGCCUUAUAUUAUGAAGAUGGAUGCUGCUGUGAGCCAUUGGUUUCUGACGCUAUUCGGGUCUUUGGAGGAAGAGAAUCUACGUGUGGUAGCUCAUCACACUCCACACCAGUCAAAGGCACCUACACUGACUCUCAUUCAGACUCACUCAGAGGAUCCGGGAUCAAGUUUAAGAAAAACAAAUCAACAUCGGAAUUGAAAACUAGUUCGCCAAAGAGUUUCGUUUCCACACAUACCUCGGGGACGAGAAGUGAGGAUGAGGUCAUUCAAGGAUCCCCUAGACACAGUUCCUAUUCAUCAUCGAUGAGUCACCACCAUUCCUAUGGACCUCGACACAGCAGUUUGACAGCCGCUGCUACUAGUAUCAUGGCUGGAUCUCCAAACAGAAGCAGUUUAAGAAGACUGGAGACCAGCGAAAGAUUUUGGGAAAACCUAAAACAUUUGAGAACUGGUUCUGUUGGAUAUGACACACAACUUGAUUUCAUGGACUUCGUUACGCUUUUCAGGAGUUUCAGUUUGGUAAUGCGAUCGGAGCUUCGCGACAUUUUCGACCAAUUAGCCGUCCCGAGGAAUCGAUCACCAUUAUUCGGAGCCGAGAAGAGCCGAAGUUCCCCCGAAUUAUUCCGAAGUCGAGGCAUCUUUAGGACAGGCCUCUUAACAAGAAAUGGAUCAUUAGAUUUAGAACCACCCAGCGACAAAGUGGGUAGGAAGAAGGCAUUCGACCUGCUUGCUGCGGCCGCGUUACCGGGCGCCUGUCCAGAUGUCAGCGGACGAGUUCUGUCCUUGCCUACCCUGGGCAAAUUCUGCGAGACGAGACAAAAUGAGAUCAAGACUGAACAGCAAUUAAGAGAUAUUAUACAGCGACAUGAACCAGACCCUGGACUACGGGCUGACAAUUGCAUGUCAUUUGAAGGAUUUGUCAGAUUUCUGACUGACAAAGACAACUACGCCUUCGUGCCGGAACAGAUGAGAGCUAAUUUCUUAGCAAAAUCGUCAACAUCUUCGGAAGAGGAGGAGGUACACAAAUCUAUAUCAAAAGAUAUGACGGGGCCACUGUCUCAGUACUACAUAGCCAGUAGCCACAAUACCUACCUUACCGGACACCAGCUAAAAGGGGAGUCAUCCGUCGAAUUGUAUAGCCAGCCGGAAGACGUCUGUGGGACUGUGGAUGAUAAUGAUGAAGAACCGAUGUCGUCGGUCCACCUAGCGGGAGGUCAGCUCACGCUACGUUUUCCGGCCCACAGUCGCCACUUUUCUUUUUCUGACCUAUCGGCCAUCUGUCCUUCGAGCCAUGUAGUCUAA
Spodoptera exigua (beet armyworm) is the source of this 3651-nucleotide messenger RNA. NCBI's taxonomy places the organism in Eukaryota, Metazoa, Arthropoda, Insecta, Lepidoptera, Noctuidae. The record is from the annotation of a GenBank genome assembly.